GCACGCUGCCGGGGACACGUGUCCCCGAGGCCAGACGCUCGUGCCGUGCCGUGCCGUGCCGUGCCGUCACUCCGCCGCAUCCAUCCCUCCGUCCCUCCCUCCUCCCGCAGCACACAAGCAUGGUGCGCUGCAGAGCAGCAGCUCCGGUGCCGCCAGCCUCCUCCAUCACCGCCGCCGCCGCCGCUUCCCCUCGGCGUUGAAGUCCUUGGGGAAGGAGAGGAGCAAAAAGGGCUCGGCUGCGGCUCCCUGCAGCAGGGCAGCGGCGUGCGGGGAAGGGGAAGGAGCAGGGCUAGGCCGGGGCGAUGGAGCUGCGGCGCUGCAGGAGGAUGCCCAGGGGCCAGCUCUCGGCUCUCCUGCUCCUCCUGGCCUCCGCCUGGCUCUGGGGGGCUGCGGGGGGCCGGCGGCCUCCCCGGCCUCCCCCUUGCCCCCCGAGCUGCUCGUGCACGCGGGACACAGCCUUCUGCGUGGACUCCAAGGCCGUGCCCAAGAACCUGCCCCCCGAGGUCAUCUCGCUGACCAUGGUGAACGCGGCCUUCACGGAGAUCCGAGAGGCGGCUUUCGCCCACAUCCCCUCGCUGCAGUUCCUCCUGCUGAACUCCAACAAGUUCACGCUGAUCGGCGACAACGCCUUCGCCGGCCUCUCGCACCUGCAGUACCUGUUCAUCGAGAACAACGACAUCCAGGCGCUCUCCAAGGCCACCUUCCGCGGGCUCAAAUCGCUGACCCACCUGUCUCUGGCCAACAACAACCUGCAGACGCUGCCCCGGGACCUCUUCAAGCCUUUGGAUAUCCUGAGUGACUUGGACCUGCGGGGCAACACGCUGGCCUGCGACUGCAAGAUCAAGUGGUUGGUGGAGUGGAUGGAGAGCACCAACACCACGGUCCCCGCCGUCUUCUGCAGCAGCCCCGGGCAGUUCGAGGGCCAGCGGAUCCGGGACCUGGCGCUGGGUGACUUCCAGUGCAUCACCACGGACUUCGUGGUGCACCAGGUGCUGCCCUUCCAGUCGGUGUCGGCCGAGCCCUACACCUACGCCAGCGACCUGUACGUGGCCCUGGCGCAGCCCGGCGCCAGCAGCUGCGCCGUGCUCAAGUGGGACUACGUGGAGCGCAAGCUGCGCGACUUCGACCGCAUCCCCGCCCACUCGGCCGUGCACUGCAAGCCCAUCGUGGCCCAGAGCCAGCUGUACGUGGUGGUGGCGCAGCUCUUCGGCGGCUCCUACAUCUACCGCUGGGACACGGCCGUGGACAAGUUCAUCAAGAUCCAGGACAUCGACAGCCAGAAGACCCGCAAGCCCAACGACAUCGAGGCCUUCCAGAUCGAGGGCGAGUGGUACUUCGUCAUCGCCGACAGCUCCAAGGCGGGCUCCACCAGCCUCUACCGCCUCAACCAGAACGGCUUCUACUCCCACCAAGCCCUGCACGCCUGGCACCGCGACACCGACGUGGAGUACGUGGAGAACGACGGCAAGCCCCGGCUCAUCAUCUCCAGCAGCUCCCAGGCGCCCGUCAUCUACCAGUGGAACCGGGCGCAGAAGCAGUUCGCGCCGCAGGGGGAGGUGGGCGAGAUGCUGGACGUGCAGAUGGUGAAGCACUUCAGGGUGAAGCGGGAGCAGUUCCUCUGCCUCAGCCGCUACAUCGGCGACUCCAAGGUGGUGCGCUGGGAAGGGCAGCGCUUCGUCGAGCUGCAGACGCUGCCGUCCCGCGGCUCCAUGGUGAUGCAGCCCUUCGCCGUGGGGCAGCGGCGCUACAUGGCCCUGGGCAGUGACUUCUCCUUCACCCACGUCUACCUGUGGGAAGAGGAGAAGCAGAAAUUCGUCAAGUUCCAGGAGCUGGCGGUGCAGGCGCCGCGCGCUUUCCGCUACGUGCCCGCCGCCGACGUGCAGCUCCUGCUGGCGCCCAGCUUCAAGGCCAACACGCUGGUCUACCGGCACGUGGUGGUGGACCUCAGCCUCUAGCGGGGGGAGGCAGAGCCCGGCUGCCCCCGAAGCGGCUCUCACCUCCCCCAGGGGCUGCUCCAGCCCGUGACCAGGCCCAGGGACACGCAUGCGCCCGCCAGCCCCGUCCUCCCGCCUGCAGCCGACUCUGCCCCGCGGUCACAGCCCGGUCCCCGCACUCCUCCCGCACCCACGCCCCUUUGGGGGGAAGCCACCGGCCUCAUUUUUCCCCUGGUGCACCCACAGGUCCCCUUAUCUGCCCUCCCAUAUGCAGCACCCGUGGCCACCCCGUCCUGGCUGCGUGCUGGGACACCCCUCGCCCCACAGAGCGAUGCCCUUGGGUGCUGGCAGGGGGGAGCACGGGCACGGGGGGCUCUGCCCGCUCAGGCACGGGGCAUGGGGACACUGCUGUGGGGCUGCAGGGCCAGGGCUGGCUGGGAUGGUCCCAGGACACUGGGCUGCUUCCAGGUGGGUGGGAUGCUCGAGAGCAGCGGGAUGUUCGCAGGCUGAUGGGAUGCUUUGAUGCCGAGGCGUGUAACGGGGUGCUCCGGGGUCGAUGGGAUGCCCCAGGGUGGAUGAGAUGCGCCAAGGUGGAAGGGGAUGCCCCAAAAUGGAUGGGAUGCCCUAAAAUGGAUGGGACACCCCAAGGUGGAUGGGAUGCUACGAGGUGGAUGGGAUACUCUGAGGUGGAUGGGCUGCUCCGAGGUGGAUGGGGUGCUCAAGAACAGUGGGAUACUCCAAUGCCAAGAUGUAACGGGAUGCCCCAAGGCGGAUGGGAUGCUCUGAGUUGGAUGGGAUGCCCCGAGGCAGAUGGGAAGCCCCGAAGUUAAUGGGAUGC
This is a messenger RNA of Cygnus olor (mute swan), 2772 nucleotides long. It is a transcript of the gene LGI3, whose product is annotated as leucine rich repeat LGI family member 3. Gene Ontology annotation, molecular function: protein binding. Lineage: Eukaryota; Metazoa; Chordata; Aves; Anseriformes; Anatidae. The record is from RefSeq and is a predicted model, not a curated record. Gene Ontology annotation, biological process: regulation of exocytosis. Gene Ontology annotation, cellular component: synaptic vesicle. The transcript is spliced from 8 exons. The coding region runs from base 303 to 1955 and encodes 550 amino acids.